Messenger RNA from Fusarium poae, 1800 nucleotides. RefSeq names its product trichothecene efflux pump (gene TRI12). Gene Ontology annotation, molecular function: transmembrane transporter activity. Gene Ontology annotation, biological process: transmembrane transport. The coding region runs from base 1 to 1800 and encodes 599 amino acids. NCBI's taxonomy places the organism in Eukaryota, Fungi, Ascomycota, Sordariomycetes, Hypocreales, Nectriaceae. The record is from RefSeq and is a predicted model, not a curated record. The transcript is spliced from 4 exons.
AUGAAUGCUGCAGUUCCAGACGAAGGGCUCAUCCUUGACUCUCAGUCAGACGACAGGCUGCGAGCCAAAGCUCUCGCCACUUCAGCCGCGGAGUUACCAGACGGAUACUAUCGCUCAACUCGCGUUGUGGCAACGUUUUCAGCCUUCUCCCUCAAUGUUGUCGCUACGUAUUUUCUUCUUCUGGCGUCAUCCUCUGCUCUUCCUCAUAUACUUCAAGAUGUUGGCCGAAGUGAAAACUCAACUCUCUUCUCAACUCUAUGGACAACUGGCCAAGCUGUCAGUAUCCUAAUGAUGGGUCGUCUUACUGACAGAUUUGGGCGACGGCCAUUUGUCAUUGUUACUCAUAUUCUGGGACUUAUUGGUGCUAUCGUUGCUUGUACAGCUACCAAUUUCAAUGCUCUGUUGGCUGCUAUGACAAUGCUGGGUGUGGCCGCUGGUCCCGCAGGUUCAGCCCCUCUUAUCAUCGGCGAGCUAAUGAGUAACAAAACCAAGUUCUUGGGUAUCCUUCUUGUUUCUAUUCCCAACAUUGUUUCCACUAUGGGCCCCUACUUUGGUCAGCGUCUCAGCAUCCAAGGCAGUUGGCGUUGGAUCUUCUACAUAUAUAUCAUCAUAAGUUCGAUUGCAACCGCACUUAUUGUUAUAUGGUAUCACCCUCCGUCAUUCACGCAACUUCACGGCAAAAACGCCAGCAAGCGGGCUGAACUAGUAAAGGUAGACUGGAUAGGCAUCAUCUUUCUCACUGCAGGAACAUCACUAUUUCUCCUUGGUGUUUCCUGGGGUGGCCAACCGAACAACCCGUGGAACUCUGCCAGGGUCAUCGGACUCAUAGCAUCCGGCGCUGGAACACUCAUUAUCUUUGGCUUAUACGAGGUCUAUGGCAACCCCGAACGACCCAUGGUACCGCCGAAACUCUUCAAAGAUGUUCGUGGCUUUGUCUGUAUUCUUCUCAUCAGUUCCAUCAUGGGCGCAAUGCAUCUUUCCCUCAUUAUUAUUUACCCUCAACAAGUCGUCAACAUCUUCGGUUCCAGCUUGAAGGGCUGGGAAGAGACUGCAUGGAUGACAGCAACUGCCACUUUUGGUACAUGGGCGGGAGUUGUGACUCUGGGCAGCUGUUUUCAUCUCAUCAAGCAUAUCCGUUUGCAGAUACUCGUGGGAACCAUGUGGCUCACUGCUUUCCUAGGAGCAAUGUCUUCUAUCAACCGAGAUAACAAGGGCUCCGCCAUAGCGUUCUCGUUUCUUGCCGGCUUUAUAGUCGCCUGGGCUCAGGAUGUCACAAUGAUGCUUGUCCAAUUCAUUACGACGGAUGAGAAUUUAGGCGUCGCUUUCGCUGUCGUCGCUGCUGCCCGACCUUUUUGUGGUUCUAUUUUCACCGCCGCCUUCAUCGCCGUCUACACCAACCGCUAUCCGCGCGAACUAACGACCCAUCUCAGUUCAGCGCUGCGUGGUACGGGAUUUCCACAAGGUUCUUUCUCUGGUCUUCUUGAGGCUGCCAAGUCGGGACAAAUAGAAGCUGUCAACGCUCUCCCCGGAAUGACGACCAAUAUUUCUCAGCUAGUCAGCAAGGCCAUGGCAGAUAGUUACGCAGCUUCAUAUGCGAAUGUGUACUAUUUCGCCGUGGCAUUGGGGGUCAUUCCAAUCGUAGCAAGUCUUUGCAUGAGGGAUCUCGACUCUUACCUAACCGACCACGUUCCGCAUCAACUUUAUGAUAGAAAGAACGCAGCUAAAGACAUACUCGAGGGUGAUUCCGAAUCACAGCCAUCUCCAACGAUACUUUCAAUUAAUGGAAAGAAUGAAAGCUAA